Messenger RNA from Nannizzia gypsea CBS 118893, 1590 nucleotides. RefSeq names its product polyamine transporter 1. The coding region runs from base 1 to 1590 and encodes 529 amino acids. The record is from RefSeq and is a predicted model, not a curated record. Gene Ontology annotation, biological process: transmembrane transport. NCBI's taxonomy places the organism in Eukaryota, Fungi, Ascomycota, Eurotiomycetes, Onygenales, Arthrodermataceae. The transcript is spliced from 2 exons. Gene Ontology annotation, molecular function: transmembrane transporter activity.
AUGGCAGAGCAUGCAACCGCGUCUCGCUCAAUGGACCCAGAAAAGAAUACCAAUACCCCAGAGCUAGCCCGAAAUAACACCAACAUGGCCGAACCAUCAGGCUUGCGGGGGUCAGACCUUGAAAAGGGAGAAAUACCUGGAUCUCCCCCUUCGCCUCCUCUAUCAUACGAUGAGCCUAAGAAGAACCCCGAUCUUGUUGACUGGGACGGCCCCGACGACCCUCAGAACCCAAAGAAUUUCAGCCGCAUGAAAAAAUGGUAUAUCACUAUGAUGCUUUCAAUCUUGACCUUCUGCAUCACUUUCUCGAGCAGUGUCUUCAGUCAAGCUACAGCAGUAACAGCGAAGAUCUAUGGAGUCUCAGUGGAGGUUACAACCCUUGGGACCGCACUUAUUGUUCUGGGAUUUGCUCUUGGACCUAUCAUCUGGGGACCGCUUUCCGAGGUAUAUGGUCGACGACUUCCCUUGAUCAUCUGCUUCAUUAUUUCAGCUCUCUUCCAGAUUCCCGUCGCAGUAGCACAAAACCUCGCAACUAUACUCGUCUGCCGGUUCUUGAUCGGCGCCUUUGGCUCCGUGACCCUUGCAGUCGUUGGCGGUGCCUUGGUAGAUAUCUGGGAACCUGUUGAUCGCGGUAUUGCGGCUGCUGGAUUUUGUGCAGCAACCUUUCUAGGACCAAUUGCCGGACCUAUUAUUGGUGGUUUCAUUGUCCCUUCACAUCUUGGCUGGAGAUGGACCAACUGGAUCACUCUCAUUCUUGAUGCCGCAGUAGGUCUUGUAGCUGUAUUCAGCCUCCCAGAGACCUUUGCUCCAGUUAUCCUACAAAGCCGAGCAACAAGGCUUCGAUUUGAGACAAAGAACUGGGCCCUCCAUUCCAGUCUUGAUGAAAGCCCUCUCACAUUCAACGAUAUCGUUCACAAAUAUCUGAGCCGUCCAUUCGAGAUGUUGAUAUUAGAACCAAUUCUUUCCCUAAUCACUCUCUAUCUCGCCGUCGUUUACGGAAUCCUGUACCUCUUCUUCUUCGCAUACCCAAUCUCCUUCGGAGAAGUUCGAGGCUGGAAAACCACCCUGGCGUUGCAGCUCUACCUUUCAUUGGGCCUUUCCAUUGGUAUCUUACUCGGAUGUGCCGUCCUCAUCUACAUCAGCAAACACCAAUAUGCUCAAAAACUCAAAACAACCGGCAAGCUGGUCCCAGAAGACCGUCUGCCACCAAUGAUAUUUGCCGCUAUUACUCUCCCUGCAGGCUUGUUCUGGUUCGCCUGGACAUCAUCGCCACAUAUCACUUGGGUGCCACAAGUGGUUGCGGGUAUCCCCAUCGGUUUUGGCUUGAUCAUCAUUUUCUUGCAAGGCAUAAACUAUGUUGUUGACGUUUACCUUGUAUAUGCCAACUCAGCACUGGCAGCCAACACCUUCGUCCGAAGUUUGCUGGGCGCAGCCUUCCCUAUGUUCGCUUCCCAAAUGUACCACAACCUUGGAGUUGCAUGGGCAAGCAGCGUGUUGGCCUUCAUCACUCUAGCCAUGAUCCCAGUUCCAAUCCUAUUUUAUGUAUACGGAGCUAGAAUUAGAGCCAUGAGCCGCUUCGUUCCAAAGGCGUGA